UUUGCUGUAUCUUCACACGUCUUCCAGGUCUGGUCUCCUCCUCCCUCCACGUGUCACUGAUGGGCCUCCAUACAUCCAGCUCUCUUUUAAACGGCACCGCGAAGCUCAGCCAGCAGAACCACCGGAGCUGCUGGAGCUGAUCUUCCUCCUGGACUCUGAACAUGCGAAGCUGCACUCCUCCCCAUCCACCAUGAGCCACGCCUCCUCCAGCUCCUCCCUGGUGUCUCUGGACUCCAGCGUGUUCUUCAGCGACACGCCGGUGUCCUGCGUCAGAGAACCACUCGACUUCCUGCUGGUGAAUGUCGGUGGGCAUUGCUUCGUUCUGUCGCAGGAGCUGCUGGCGUCACAUCCGGAAACCCGACUAGGGAAGCUGGCGUCCUGCAGUCGAGACUCUGUGAUGGAGCUCUGCGACGAUGCCGACCUGCUGCGGAACGAGUUCUUCUUCGACAGAAGCUCUCAGGCUUUCCAGUACGUGAUGAACUUCUACCAGACUGGUCACCUGCAUGUCAGCGAGGAGCUUUGUGAGAUCUCCUUCCUGCAGGAGAUCCAGUACUGGGGCAUUGAUGAGGUCCGGAUCAGCACCUGUUGCCGCGAGCGCUACUACCGCCGCAAGGAGCACAAGGAGGCGCUCGACCUGCGGCCAGACCUCGAGGACGACGAUGACGACGAGGACUUUGUGGGCGCCGCCUGCCCGGCCAUCCGCCGCCGCCUCUGGGACCUUCUGGAGAAACCGGAGUCCUCACGGGCCGCCCGAACCUUUGGCUCGUUGUCGAUGUUCUUCGUGGUGGUGUCGGUGAUCAACAUGGUGCUCAUCUCGCUAGACUUUGGGGAGGAGUUCGGUGUCAGUCCUCCAAUGCUGUUGGAAGCGAUGGAGUACGUGUGCGUGGUUUGGUUCACGGCUGAGCUGGCGCUGAGGUUCCUGUGCGUCCGGAACAAGUGUCGGUUCAGCCGGAGUAUCCCCAACGUCAUCGACCUCAUGGCUAUCCUGCCGUUCUACGUCACUCUGGCCGUGGAGAACCUCCACGGAGGUUCCACCGAGCUGGAGAACAUGGGCCGAGUGGUGCAGGUGCUCCGCCUCCUCCGGUCGCUGCGCAUGUUAAAAUUGGGACGACAUUCCACAGGUCUGAAGUCUCUGGGUAUGACCAUUGCUCAGUGCUAUGAGGAGGUUGGCGUCCUGCUCCUGUUCCUCGGCGUUGGCAUCUCUAUCUUCGCAGCGGCGGUCUUCGCCCUGGAGUACGACCUUCCGGCCACCACCUUUACCAGUGUUCCAGCCGCCUGGUGGUGGGCGACCACCUCCAUGACCACGGUGGGAUAUGGCGACGUGCGCCCCGACACAGCGGUGGGAAAGGUUCUGGCCUUCCUCUGCAUCCUGUCCGGCAUCCUUAUCCUGGCACUGCCCAUUGCCAUCAUCAACGACCGCUUUUCCGCCUGCUACUUCACACUGAAGGUGAAGGAGGCGGCGGUGCGACAUGGCGAGAUGCUGAAGAGGCUGAACCGUGGAUCGAUCGGGGAGACGGGGUCUGUGGGAGGCGGAGCCAACCUUAGGGACAACUACGCUCGCAGCGUCCUGGAGAUGCUGAGGUUGCAGGGCCGAGAGAGGGCGAGCACCCGGAGCAGCGGAGGUGAGGAGCUGUGGUGGUAGAACCAGGAGAACUAGAAGAACCAAAGAACGAGAUCUGCAGAGGAAAAGAACUGUGGUGAUAGAACUGGGAGAAACAGGACAUUGAAGAACCAAACCUGUAGCAGAAAGGUUUGUUCUUGUUGGUAGAACCAAAGAUCCAGAUCUGCAGAGAAGAAGAGCCGGGAUAAUAGAACCUGAACCUUCAAAGACACACAGAACAACCACAAGCAAACAUGUUCCAGCUGUGUUCUUCAGUUUGUGCUUCAGCUUUACACAUCUAAGUGUGUUCUUGUAUAAAUGUUCCUGACAUUUUUCAGGUUUUCACAGUCACUUUGUGUAAAUCCGUAGUGUUCUCAGAGGAACCUUUGUCAAGUGAAACUCUUAAAACUGUGACUGUGCUUCAGGAGAACUCAUGUCUUUGUACCAACAACCUGAAGAACCACAGCAUGAAUUUAUGGUUGUAUCAAUAACAUGAGCUGAGAUGUUCCUGCAGCCGCCAACCUCCACCUGUAGAAGCAUGACCUCUAGAACCUGAGUUCCUCAUGUGUUCCCCUGUGUCAUAGCAGAACGUAAACCAGCAGACAGGUGGAGGCGAGUGGUCGAGGUUUGUCUUCUCACUGAUCAGCUAUUUGUUAUUGUGAUUCUUCAUUAACACGUUUAUAGACACAAAUGUCUUAAUGCUGUUGAGCUUUACUCUGUUUUGUGUUUUUGUUCUAUUUUAUGAAGGUUUUAAAUCUAUUUUUAUUUGAUUAUUAAUUGUUAUUUUAUUGAAUUAUUUCAUUAUUUUAUUCAAAAAAGUUUUUCUUAUUUUAUGAUUUUUUUGCUUGUUUUAUAUCCAAUUUUAGAUGGUCUUUGUUGCUUUAUUGUGAUUUAUUGCCUUGGUUUUCAAUCUAAAUAUAUCUAAUUUUAAUUACUGAAUUUUUCAUUUUACAUUCUUAUCUAAUUUGUGUAGUUUUUGUUUGCACAUUUUACCUUUAAUUCUUGUUUUAAUUCUUUGUUGUAUUGAAGCUUUUAACGUGUGGUUUUUAUUAUUUUAUUGUGUACUUAUAUUUUAUCUGUGAUUGUUAUGAUGGUUUUAUUUUCAUGUUCUGUCUUUUAAUAUAUUGAUUGUUUAAAUGUAGUUUAUCUCCCUAUCCCCACUGAGCUGUAUGAUAGAUAGAUAGAUAGAUAGAUAGAUAGAUAGAUAGAUAGAUAGAUAGAUAGAUGCUGCAGCAGUUUGUCCUCGUCUGUUUCUGUUGCAUUGUGUUGUUUGAAUAAAGUUGCAUUUAAAAUAA
This is a messenger RNA of Acanthochromis polyacanthus (spiny chromis), 2895 nucleotides long. It is a transcript of the gene kcnv1, whose product is annotated as potassium voltage-gated channel modifier subfamily V member 1. The transcript has 4 exons. Lineage: Eukaryota; Metazoa; Chordata; Actinopteri; Pomacentridae. Gene Ontology annotation, cellular component: voltage-gated potassium channel complex; membrane. Gene Ontology annotation, biological process: protein homooligomerization; potassium ion transmembrane transport. The record is from RefSeq and is a predicted model, not a curated record. Gene Ontology annotation, molecular function: voltage-gated potassium channel activity; protein binding. Bases 191 to 1642 code for a protein of 483 amino acids.